Prunus persica (peach) is the source of this 1749-nucleotide messenger RNA. RefSeq lists its product as uncharacterized. Gene Ontology annotation, molecular function: nucleic acid binding; RNA-DNA hybrid ribonuclease activity. The transcript is spliced from 5 exons. The coding region runs from base 1 to 1749 and encodes 582 amino acids. NCBI's taxonomy places the organism in Eukaryota, Viridiplantae, Streptophyta, Magnoliopsida, Rosales, Rosaceae. Gene Ontology annotation, biological process: DNA integration. The record is from RefSeq and is a predicted model, not a curated record.
AUGGCAGACAUGCUAGUAGAUGGAGCCGCUCAUAACCAGAUGCUAUCUUUCAUGGACGGCAACGCAGGAAAAAUCCAACCUUUUUCUUCCCUGUUAAGGCUGAAGCAGGAACAGACAUUCAAAUGGGAAGAACAACACCAACAGGCUUUCCAAGAAAUAAAGCAUUACCUUUCGAAUCCGCCAGUUCUGUCCCCACCAAAAAGGGGCAGACCCCUCAAACUUUAUGUAUCUGCAUCAGAGGUAUCUAUUGGAAGUCUGCUAGUUCAAGAUAACAAAGAAGGGAAAGAACAGGCAGUCUACUAUCUAAGCAGAACAUUGACAGAAGUGGAGAGAAGGGCCGAGUAUGAAGCUUUGAUUAUAGGGCUCGAGAUGUUGGUAGAACUAGGAAUCCAAUCCGUGGAGAUCUUGGGAGAUUCCAUGCUUGUCCUAAAACAGAUUGCUGGAGAGUACAAGUGUCUAAACCCUUCUCUAGCUGUAUAUCUGCUAGCAGCUAGAAAUCUGCUAACAGAAUUUAGAGAAGCUACUUGGGAGCACAUCCCAAGAGAAGAAAACUUUGCAGCCAAUGAACUGGCUCAGGUAGCAUCAGGUAUACAAAUGCCCGAAGACUGUGUCCAAAGGAUCAUCAAGAUAGGAAGGAAAAGUCUACCAUCUGUUCUGACCAGAGGAAUGGAGAUAGAAGUCAAUUCUGCCUUGAUCACGGAAGAUGAUUGGAGGGAGCCUAUCAUGACUUACUUACGAUAUCCCACUCUGCCCUCUAAAAAAAGAGUCAGAAUCAUGGCUACAAACUAUCUCAUGUGGAAUGAAGAUUUGGUCCGGAAAAGUAAGGAUGAGGUACUGUUAAGGUGCCUCGGAAAGACAAAAUACAUGAAAGUCAUGGGAGAAACCCAUGAGGGGAUCUGUGGAGCUCACCAAGGGGGAAGAAAGAUGUGCUGGUUAAUCAGAAGGUAUGGCUAUUUCUGGCCAACCAUGAUGAAGGAUUGCAUCAACUAUUCCAAAGGAUGUGAAGCCUGUCAAAGGCACGGCCCAAUCCAGCAGGUUCCUUCGGUUCCCAUGAAUCCUGUAGUAAAACCAUGGCCUCUCAGGGGAUGGGCAAUGGAUCUCAUUGGCAAAAUCUAUCCAGCCAGCAGCCAGCAGCAUUGUUUUAUCAUUGUUGCUACAGACUAUUUCACCAAAUGGGUAGAAGCCAAGCCAAUCAAAACCACAACUUCUCAAGAGAUCAUCACCUUUAUAGAAGAACAGAUCAUACAGAGAUUCGGCAUUCCAGAAUCGAUCACAACUGAUAGGGGUUCUUCUUUCAUAUCUAGGGAGAUGCUAGAUAUGGCAGAAACAUUCAAAAAGAUGCUGGAGAAGAAUCCGAAGCAAUGGCAUGAGAAAUUGUCAGAAACUUUGUGGGCAUACAGAACUUCAAAAAGAGAAGCAACUGGCAUGACUCCCUAUGCUCUGACCUACGGUCAUGAUGCAAUUCUGCCCAUGGAAAUAGCAGUCCAGUCUCUUAGAAUUGCUCACCAGCACGAUCUCACAGGAGAAGAUUACUCUCAAGCCAUGCUACUUGAAUUAGAAGAAUUGGAUGCAAGCAGGAUUGACACCCUCAACAAACUCUUAGCAGGAAAACAGGCUGUGUUGCAGGACCGAGAUGGAGUUGUUCAUUUUGCCCCAAUCAAUGGUAAAUGGUUAAAGAAGUUCUAUCCAACCAUGUGGGAUUCACAGGCUGUACAAACGGAUCCUGGGAUAGAAGAGGAACAAGAUUGA